Messenger RNA from Lutzomyia longipalpis, 3105 nucleotides. RefSeq names its product neuropeptides capa receptor. The record is from RefSeq and is a predicted model, not a curated record. Lineage: Eukaryota; Metazoa; Arthropoda; Insecta; Diptera; Psychodidae. The transcript is spliced from 12 exons. Gene Ontology annotation, cellular component: plasma membrane. Gene Ontology annotation, biological process: neuropeptide signaling pathway. Gene Ontology annotation, molecular function: neuromedin U receptor activity. Bases 831 to 2504 code for a protein of 557 amino acids.
CAUCACAGUUCAGUCUGCGUUCGGGUACUGAAAUGUGCGCUUUAUGCAGCUCCCACGACCUUUGAAAGUGAAGCCAAGAGCACCAGUAUUAUAGUUUAAUUUCUUGUGCGGUUGCUGGCAAGAGUACAAGAUAUUAAGGUGGUUCACGUUUACAAGUGCAAGAUAAUUGAGUGCAUCAUGAUCCCACUUUAAUUAUUCCACAUAAACAGGAGGAAUGUUAAAGGGAGGAUGAAUGGGAAAUUUCCCGGAAUACGUGUAAUAAUGUGAUAUGCUACCUACAUAUGAGUGAAAUGGUAUUUUAGCGUCUAAAUUAAUAACAUAUAAAUUGCAAAAUAAGUCUUAUAUGGCGGGUAGAAAAAAAGCGCAGCUCCAGGAAGUGUGGGUGAUACCACUAUGUUAAUGACUUUGCACCAUUUUCUCCCUCUCUCACAGUUAUAAUUGAUGCAAUUCCGCACAAGAUUCCCAAACGCAGGAGUGUUGUUAGUUGAAAGUGCACACUGUGAGUUAUGGGACAAUACGACUACUGCACAGUGGAUUCGAGUGUUGCUGUUAACACUAGGAAAUGUGCCAUCAAUCUACUUUAGUCAUAAAAUAGUGGUGAAAGAGACGCGGUGAAUGUGAGUGCAAAAGAAAAGGCUGUGUUUAGUAGAGCUUCGAGAUACAUACAUAUAUAGCACAUACACAACAUAUAUAGAGGAAGCGAGUGUGGAAAGCACAUGUUAAGUGACAUGAGAGGGUACUGGUGGCACAAGAGUUAAGCAGCAUCUUUAUUAAAUUCCAUCGCGAACCGACACAAGUGACGGAGGUUAGGCGAAGCGGAAGGAAUAAAAAUGAUGCUGAAUCAGGAGCAUUUCUUUGACAAUUUCUCAAAUAAUUCCCUACUCUUGGACGUACUGGCUGCUAAUGCUACUUCCAGUGCGACCGUGUCCACACUCUGGAGUGACAAUAUACUCGUCAACUGCAGUCACAAUGACAAUACAACACAAUUCCCAAUUGUCUAUGAAAGCAACUACCAGGGAAUGUCACCAUGUGAUCCAGGCAAUCCCUAUUUUAACUGCACCGUCGAGGAGUUUCUCCAGCACGUACGUGGACCGAAAACUUUACCACUGCUCAUGGCACUUAUGGUCACCAUUCUAUUCAUGGCGAUUUUCGUAACAGGAGUAAUAGGGAACGUGAUUGUGUGCGUCGUCAUUGUGAGACAUUCAUCAAUGCACACCGCAACCAAUUACUACUUAUUUAGUUUAGCGGUUUCUGACCUUAUUUUCCUGCUAGUUGGUCUUCCAUAUGAGAUGAGUCUAUUGUGGCAUCAGUAUCCAUAUCAAUUAGGAAUUGUUUUCUGCAAAUUGCGAGCAUUUGUAUCGGAAGCAUCGACUUAUGUAUCGGUUCUGACGAUAGUAGCUUUCACCAUGGAACGUUUUCUGGCCAUCUGUCACCCCCUUCACUUGUACACGAUGAGCGGUUUCAAGCGGGCAGUUCGCAUUAUUGGCGCAUUGUGGGUGGUGAGCUUUCUCAGUGCUGUGCCUUUUGGAAUAUUCACAAAAAUCGACUACAUCGACUACCCGCCUGACAACAGUACCAUACUGGAUUCCGCAUUCUGUGCCAUGCUCGAAAAUCCAGAAGGUUUCCCACUUUGGGAACUGUCGACAUGCAUCUUUUUCGUCGUUCCCAUGGUCGUCAUUGUGGUGUUGUACACAAGGAUAGGGCUCAGGAUACGUUCACGGACCCGUCACACUGUUGCUCUCGGUGUUCAGCAGGGAUCGGUUCAUAAUGAAUCCAGGCAGACACAGUCACGGAAAGCAAUCAUUCGAAUGCUAGCCGCUGUUGUUAUUACAUUCUUCGUGUGUUGGGUCCCAUUUCAUGCACAAAGAUUAUUGUUUUUGUACGGUCGCAACUGGGAUUAUUUUGAAAUCGUGAAUGAGUGGCUGUUUUUAUCCGGUGGAAUGCUCUAUUACAUCUCAUGCACAAUAAAUCCAAUUUUAUACAAUGUAAUGUCACAUCGCUAUCGCAUCGCAUUCAAAGAGACCCUCUGUGGACGGAAGGCGAGCUAUUUUCACAACAACGGCUUUUCCACCGACCACUCAAGCUUCAGGGAAACCACAAUUGUAGGCGGAUGCGAAAGUUCUCAUUUGAUACGUGUGAGAUCCCUAAUGCCCAGCAAGAGGUACUCACGGUACAAGGAGUCAAGAAAAAGAUUCUCCAGCAGUGUGAAGUGGAAGGAAAGAUUGGAUGUUGGUGAAGCAAUUAAGGAGGAGAAGAACCCCCAGGAGCUGAGUCAGAAGUCUGAUGUGGUUGUGGUAAUUGGGAACAGUAUCAACGGACGUCCCAAGUGUUACGCAACAGCGGUUUCUUCUGUGACCCCAAACACAGAUUCAACUGAGGCUGGAGGGUUCGUCGAUGGAGUGGAAAAGACCUCACCAUUGGGUCAACCGCUUCUCUCCACAUCAAACGGAAGUCACAGGAAUACCGACAGGGAACCCGAAGAGAGGGACGAGACGCGUAUUUAAUAAAUCUUUCAUUUAAAAUUCCACGAACUCGUCGUACCCUCAUCCCGCCCAUAUUGUCGUCUAAUCGCGCGCAGAAAAUCAUUAGCACAGCACAAGAACUCCCUUCCCCUCCCCCUCAUUCGUCUUUCUCACAGUAAAGCUAUAAGGGGGAGGGCAGCAGGGGAUCUUAUCAUGAUAAUAUCUUCCUUCUCAUCGUCACAUUUCCGCGCUAAAAGACUCGGAAAGAAAAAGAAUAAAGAAGCAAAAAAUAUGUGUGUACAUCUUAUCUCAAGAAUUUGUGUAAAGAUUUAGAAUGUAUUAUAACAUUUGUACUGUAAAAAUGAUAAGAGAGUCAGUGCAGAUGAGAAAAACGUGUGUAAUUGAAAUUAAACGUAUAAAAUGAAUUUAAUUUUGUGAUUCAAACUGUGAGAUUUUAUUGAGAAAAGUUGAAAUAAAAAUUAGCAAAGAAAAAGAUAUAUAAUAGAGAGAGCUUAAAAGACGGAAAAUAUAGUAAAAGCACUGGACAAAUAUAAAUUUGUACUUUGAAGCCAAAACUAUAUAUAUAAAAAUAGAUGAAAUGAGAUUAAAUUGAUGGUUAAACCACAGAAGCGGUAAAAGAAAA